This is a messenger RNA of Medicago truncatula (barrel medic), 1024 nucleotides long. RefSeq lists its product as uncharacterized. Bases 384 to 968 code for a protein of 194 amino acids. The record is from RefSeq and is a predicted model, not a curated record. Lineage: Eukaryota; Viridiplantae; Streptophyta; Magnoliopsida; Fabales; Fabaceae. The transcript is spliced from 2 exons.
UAAUCAGGUUCAUCUUAUUUAAUAUUAAAAUUUAUCAAUUUGGAAAUAAUAUUUCAAAAACUUUUUUUCCUCUUUUGAAUUGGCGCGCAACCGCAAAGAUUAAUAUCUUAUGUCGGGUAGGACUGCAAUAAGUGACAAAAUUCUCACUCAAGAGAUUUAACACUAUUGUAUUUCGAGAAUAAUAUUUGAACUCAGAACCUAUGGUUAUGAUGGAAUCUCAUCCAAGUGCAUAUAUUUCAAAACUUUAUUAAAGGAGGUCUAGAGUCAAUUCACUGUUGCAAUAUCUUGUAUGUGAUGAUAGUUCUUGGAGUGAAGAGUAUAGUUUGGAAAACUUAAAGAUUAAAUCCCUUUAGUGACACAAAAUUGGCUGACUGAUUUUGGAGAUGAAAGCUAAAAAAUGCAGGGAGCUUGUUGGCAAGAAUACAUCAUCCAAAAGUGGGAAGUUUACAUUCUUAAAUUGCUUUGAUAUGGGCUCUGGAACUUUAGCAUGUGGGGUCAAGGAAAGUGUGAAGCUCUAUGCUAACAAUAUUAGAUCUUCUCAUGUUGAAAAAGCAAGAGAUAAUGCAAUCCUAUCUGCUCUUGUAGAUGCUGCUUCACAGGGUAUGCCACCAACUGAUUCAGAAAAAUAUGCUCAGAAAGAAGGCGCGAAAGCCAUGAAAUUGGCUACUCAUAAGGCCAACCGCGUCAUAGGUCCGAUUAUCUCUUUCGGAUGGGACUUCUUUGAAGCUGUUUACCAUGGUGGUACCUUUACAGAGGGAUUUCUUAGGGGAACUGGUACAUUUUUUGGAACUUAUAGUGGAGGCUUCAUGGGGGAGCAAAUACUUGGAAGAUUUGGUGGUUAUCUUGUUGGAAGUCAAUUGGGAAGUUGGGUUGGUGGUAGAAUAGGGCUCAUGCUAUAUGAUGUGGUUAAUGGAGUGCAUUAUAUUAUAUGUUGCAGUUUGUUCAACUACACAUUUGAACGUGAUUAGCUUUGAUUUACAAAUGUUCAUUUUUGCAUGUAGUUGAAACAUGACCCUUAAUUAAA